CACUACCGGUGCAGGCGACAAGUUAGACAGUGGUGAUAUUUACAGUGAUUGUAAACAAAGGUGGCCACGGGUGCCAGGGUAUGCGUGCAAUGGGGUACGAACGUCUUUGCCAUUCAUGGCCAUGCCUCAGAAAAGUUUGAGAAAAACUGUGGCCGGCGAACCGUCUUAUUUAAUAUCCAAAAAUGUCGGAGCGACUUCUGCCAGCUGCUGCUAAAGUGGUCAUUUGCGGUGCUGGUGUGAUAGGCAACUCGAUCGCUUACAACCUUGUGAAACGUGGUUGGACAGACAUUGUUGUUCUUGAAAAAGGCCGUAUUGGGUGUGGUGCAACAUGGCGUAGUAGUGGCUUGGUGGGCCAGCUCCAGCCAACAAUUGAUGGAAUCCUUGCACGCUCCAGUGCCAAGCUUUAUCAAGAGUUGCAUGAUGCAGGACAUGAUAUUGGAUGGAGAAGGUGUGGCUCACUUAGUGUUGCAAGGACAGAAAAGCGGAUGACAUCACUUCUCAGACUUGCUGCUGAAGCACGGGCAAGAGGAAUUGAAUGUACAGUCCAGCAGCCAUAUAAGCUUUUAGAGUACCACCCUCAUCUUUUGACUAAAGACCUUGUGGGAGGGGUUUUUGUUCCUGGAGAUGGUAUAGUUGAUCCUGUGGCUCUAUGCCAGACUAUGGCUGACUUGGCACAGCAAGGAGGAGCAACGUACAUUGAGGACUGCCAUGUGAAUCGAGUUGUCAGCGACCAGGGGGUUGUGGUUCAAGCUGAAACAGAACUAGGAAGCAUCAGCUGCGAGUAUUUCAUCCUUGCCGGUGGCAUGUGGUCUAGAGAACUUGGACAAACAAGUCAACCAAAAUUUAUGGUUCCAAUUCAUGCUGCCAAGCAUUCAUUUGCCAUCACUAAGGCUCUGGACCAACCGAGUGGUUGCCUUCCAGUUGUGUGGGACUAUGAUGGUCGUGUCUACUGUAGAACCUUUGGUGAUGGCUUCCUGCUUGGUGGAUUUGAGGAGACUGCUAAGCCAGUCUUCCAUUAUGACGUCCCUGACCGUUUUGAAUUCGUGCGCCUACCACCAGACUAUGCUCAAUUUCAAAGCAUCUAUAGUCAGUUCCAGCACCGGUUUCCAAGACUGCAGCACUUGGAGCUUGCUGAGUUGGUUACUGCCCCAGAGACCUUUACACCUGACAAUCAUUGUAUUUUGGGGGAAACUUCAGAGGUGGAACGUCUCUUUCUUGCUGUUGGUACCAACGGCGCACAGACGCAAAUGGCUGGCGGAAUUGGCCGUGCAUUGGCCCUUUGGCUGUGUGAUGGCGCACCUCGUGCAUACCUGUUGCCUUGUGACUGUCGUCGCUUCCUGGACUUACACAACAAUGCAAAGUUUCUACGUGAGCGUGUCCAAGAGGCAGUUGGAAGAACAUACCUAGCACCUCACCCACUUCAAGCUGAAUUUCGAACAGGACGUCGCCUUCGUUGUUCACCACUGCUGCCACUUCAGGAACAGCAGGGCGCUGUGCUUGGUGAAAGAAUGGGCUUUGAACGAGCAUUGUUUUUUGAUCCUCAGCACAUUCUCGGGGAGAACCACACCAGCCCAGAGCCAACAUAUGGAAAGCCUGCAUGGUUGGAGCAUGUGCAUCGGGAGUAUGUGGCUUGCCGAGAGAGAGUCGGCCUAAGUGACAUGUCAUCAUUUACUAAAUUCUACCUCGAGUCCGGAGGACUGGAGGUUGUGGACUUUCUGCAGCUGCUCUGCUCAAAUGAUGUGGAUGUUCCAGUGGGGCACAUUGUGCAAACAGGCAUGCAGAAUGAUUAUGGUGGCUACGAAAAUGAUUGCAUCUUGGUGCGCAUGGAUGUAAAUCGUUAUUUCAUGGUUUCACCGACAGCACAGCAAACCCGCAUUGCCAAAUGGGUUCGGCGGCAUCUGCCACGAGAUGGUUCAGUCUCACUGCGAGAUGUUACAUCUCUUUACACAGUGUUGUAUAUUCUGGGGCCCAAAUCUAGGGCCCUUUUGGAAGAAGUCACUGACCAAGAAAUACAAGUAGAGCCAUUUACGUGCCAAGAAAUGGAUUUUGCAUAUUCUACGAAUGUGCUGCUGAUGGGUUACAACAACACUUUAGAACCCGGAUACUCAAUCUAUAUUCCAUCAGAGUAUGCUCAGAAUGUCUACAGCAGGUUAAAAAAGGCUGGUCGUGACUAUGGAAUAUUGGAUGUCGGUUAUUAUGCAUUGAGGAUGCUGAGGAUUGAAAAGUUUGUUCCAUUUUGGGCUGAAGAGCUUGACAGUAGUGUAACUCCCCUGGAGGCUAACCGGAGUUCCCGUGUUAAACUUCAGAAAGAACCGCGAUUUAUCGGCCAAGAGGCAUUACAGCAGCAGGCAGUGGAAGGCCUGCGUCGGCAACUAGCCUUCUUCCAAUUGACUGGCCAUGACACCGAACGAGAUCCUUGGGCAUGGGGCCAAGAGCCUAUAUUUCGAGAUGGCCGCUUCAUGGGGCUCACCACAUCAGGAAGCUAUGCUUUCUCUUUGGGGCGUAAUGUCUGCCAAGGUUUCGUUCAUUGGUUCAACCCAAGCAGCAAGCAGCUUGAAUUGUUGCCAGACAACCUGUUCUCCGAAGGGAGUUUUGAGGUGGAGCUUGCUGGUUGCAGGUUUCCUGUUCAAGCGUCUGUGACACCACCUGAGCUCUCUGUUGCGCCGAUGGGUGGCAUACGUGACCAGUACAAACCUCAAGCCAGAACUCUACUUUAACAUGUUGCACUAAGCUGGUAACAAAAAACAACUGCAUGUCUGGGAUUUUGUUUCUGGUUUUACAGUACUAUGAAAGCAUAUUUUCUGUUUUGCAGCAAUGAAAUGUUGUAGCUCUCCAUGAUUUUAUGUUAAUUGCAUUAGGGGUGCAAUCUUGUAGUCAUUGUGACUGAACAGAACACAUCAUGAGAGAAUGAGAGGGAGAAAACAACUAGUAGGUGAAAAGCGAGCUCCCCAGAAAGAUGUGUUAUAUUUUGAUUGUCUGUUGAGGAAGUUCGGAAUAGUUUUCAGUGCAUGAAGAAAUAUAGAAUUAUUAUAACUGAUUAUCAGUAUUUGGGGCCACUGCAUCUCAAAGCUUGAAAUUGAAGAGCACGAUUACUUUGAAAAAUUUAUUUGUGUUAAUAGAUGUUGAUUGGGUGCUAGGUAGUGUUGCCAUUUCGCGAGACGUUCACCUGUUUGCCAUUUUCACAAACUCUAAGUGCUGGAUCGGAUUGAGCCAAAGACAAAGCAGGCUAAUUUGAUUCUCCAGUACGAGUGCUUAUGUUUUGAUCUAAUCCAAGUCAUCCGGAGACUGUUCUAUAUCCAUUCUAUCAAAAGUAGCGGUGUCUCUGUUCUGUGCCUGUUACUCGCCUGGCAGAUGACAAAACAAUUUACAGAACUGCCUUUUCCUGUUGCUGUUAUCACGUCUGACCAUCAGGUGAGGCUGGACCAGCCCCAUGCGUUGCGCUAGAGUGUUCUAUUACAGAAUGUGUGCAAGAUUGCACCCUAGGAGUAUUUCAUGAGAUCAGCAUAAUGUUUUCUUCCUUACCUAUUCAUUCCUGUGAUGGCAUGUUCCAGUCAAGUUGUAUGUGCAGCAAGGUAGGGAAGUUUAUUAGUGACUGUUAUUGCCACCAAUGUGUUCAGAUUGUCAAAAUGUUAAUGGCAAGGCACACAUAUAUAACCAAAAUUAUACUCCACAAAAGGUUUUAUGUUCUUGUAAAUGUUUGACAGUGCCCUUUCCUUCAUUAGUAAGCUCCAAAUAUUCACUCUAUUCUCACACAAGCAAACAUGUAGGAACUUGUCUCGUGGGUGUUUGAAUGAGUAGAAUAUCAAAUGAAAUUGUUUGCGCAAGCCUGAUGGAUGCUUAAAUGGCUAGAAUCAUUAAAUAAUGUGAACACAAAUAGUUUAACGAAAUGGCCUGCGAGUGGCAAAUAUAACAUCAGAUGUUUCCAAUUUCUAAAAGAAAAAGUAAAUGGAAAGGUCCAUGGAAUCAUUCUCAAUUCACACAGUAAGAAGUGUUGUUCCUUAUAUUAGUGUUUUGACAAAACAUAUAUUCAACAGCUUCAGACAGUGAAUUCUCGAAUCAGAUAUCAAUCAAAUAGCAUACUGUUAAAUUCAUAUUUGUAUGACCUUUGAGGGUAGGUAGCAAUCCACAGGAUUCAUAGUGUGCUGCUGGAUCCUCAAGGGUGCGAUAUUGGUGCAAUGGUACUCUCAUGUCAUUGGCUUACCAGCUGAUGAAAUUUUUUUGUCAUAUUUUGGCACAGUUCUUGUUGUAUUUAAGCUUGUAUUUAUUAAGGAAACAGUUAUUACUGCCAGUUAUGAUGGUUAACACACAAAUGACCUAAACCUGCCUCCUUUCUUUUUUUUUUUCUCUCCCCCCCUUUACUUUUUGAGCAAAAACAUGGCCCAGUGAAAUGCUACAACAUUGGAAACAGCUUCUCAGCCUGUGCAGUUAUGAUUCCACAGUGCCAAUUCACCUGUACACUCAUAAUAACUGAAGCUUAAAAAAGUCAACUUUAUGGUGGCGGUGUUCGUUGAACAGAUGGAGGCAGUGCAACUUGAGAAGACAACCACUGCAAAACCAGAAAUGCAAAAAUGAAGUGCUUGAUUAGUCGGUCUAAGAAAAUCAAUGUUCCCAGUUAGUAUUUAGCAAAGAGGCUACGCUAUAAUAAGGUGUGGCUGGGAGUAUUCUCCCCCUUGCCAAAAGCAGUGAAUAAUCUGAAAUCUUGCCAAUAGGCAAUGAGUUUUACUGCUUGUCUCAUGAAGCCUAGAAUUCGAUUGAUAUUUCAAAGUAGUUUUGAGCGAACUUGUGUGCUCUCUGCUGCUCAUAAGAAAAUAUUGUCUGGCCAUUUACAACAACACAGUCUAAUGACUGGGUAGGUUUAUCUACCAAUUUCUUAAGUAUUGCAGGGCCUUUUUUGCUGUGUAACUAUGCAAUUUUAAUGACAUUAAGAUAUGCCAUCUUUGUACAACUCCAUGGUAAGCUUAAUAGCCGCACCCGUAAAAUUCUUUAAAGGCCCCUUUAACACUCAGAGGUUGAAUUGUUGUGGUGGAGCAGUUGUGCGUAAGUGUGCAAUGAGCACUUAUCCAUGAGAAUUUUUCAAAAUGGUGCCAUAAUAGCAGAGUCAGGCACGUUUGAUCAAAACGCAGCAAUCCCUACUUUAGGUCUUCCUUCGCUACCCUCUGAGGGUCAUUUUGCCCUCCUUGCCGAGUGCCCCUUCUGAUCUCACCUGGCAUAUGUCAUGGCAUAUUCCGUUUGAAACACUGUCUACUUCUGGUUGCCGCAACUCCAUCAACUCUGUGCUUAUUGGCUAACCCAUGUUGCCGUGCCGGGCCAAGCUCCUACGAAUAUGGUCCCUGUGUUGCGUGCUCACCUUCACUGUAUCGCCAGCAUGAUGGAUCCUUAUGUUCACAUGCCGUGCCAGAGAAGUUUGUUUGUGCUAGAUGAGCCAAUGUCACAGCAACCGAACGAAGAACAAAAAGCUCGGCCAGCAGCUUACAGACAAACUGGAAGGUAUAGGUUCUUGUUCGACCAUUUGCAGCAUGACUUGCACUCAACGUCACAGGUUCAACGUCACGACAUCACUCACGUCACUACAGAGGGCCUAGAGAGGAGGAGGAAUUGUUUCUUGGAAUUUGUUGUGCGCCCAUGGCUUGUAGCGCUGCCCCUUGUGGCAUCAUUGAUCGUGACGGCAUUCUGCACAUAAUGCGCGUGUUUGCUUAAAAUGUUUGAAAAAAUAUUGGAGGUGUUUUUGGGGCCUUUUAAGUAAGCAUCUACUGUAUGUGCACUACAAUAGGCCCAUAAAAUACGAUUUAUUGACUGAUGGUACACCUACUAUUGAAGCCGAACAGCAUCCAGAUAUACUUUGGAUGACUGAAAUAUGCAUAUUGUAGCUUGAAUUGUGAUUGUGGAUGACUGAAAUAUGCAUAUUGUAGCUUGAAUUGUGAUUGUGGAUGACUGAAAUAUGUAUAUUGUAGCUUGAAUUGUGAUUGAAGCUCAAGUCAACUUUCUAGUCAUUUCAACUAACUUAUGAUCUGUAGAACGUUUUAUGUCGCAUUGUCUUCCUAAUUUCACUUUGAUCUUUUAUUUGUGCCCUGCAAAUUUUUUUAUUCAUUUCGUUGUAGGCAUUGCUAGGAAGCCAAUUUUGAUGUGAUGUGUCCAUCUUGUGGACAAGUACGCUGCAGUGGAGCGCAUUCAGUUGCUCGAAAAAGCGGCAAACCGUGAUGUCAUGGUGCUCUUGACCACAUCGACGCACCAAACCCGCCAGCACAUUCACAGCGAAAAAAACAAAACAAAAGUGGACAAAGUGUACAGUAACAGUAUACCUAUACAAACUUGACAUGUCAAAACUUGAAUACAAGCAUGUUCAGAUGUUUGAGAAUGAUGCAGGGAACAUGUACCAACUUUCCAGGUGCUUCAAGCAGGUGACUGCGUUGAACCCAAUUUGAGAGCUAACGUGAUCAAAGUUGAUGCGUAGUCUUAGACAUGUGCGUUCAAAAGUGGAUAUCUGGGGGCUGCGUUUGUUGCGGUGAAGUACAUUCCGUGCCUCUUAUUUGUGCCCAUAGCUGUGAAAGCUUCUUGACAUCAAAAUAAUGUUGCAAAAGAAGGACCGGACACUGGAGGUGCAUUUCUUGCCAAGCUCCAGCCAAUAAGCGGGCGGCCGAAGUGGACAGUCUGCAAUGUAGACUCAUCGAGAAUAGCUCCCCUGCUGGCAUUAUUUACAAAAGGUCACAAAGCUUUUUGCUCGCGCCUAUUCAGUGAAGUGUAUUAUAAAGUUUCUUGAGACUGUUUUGUAAAGAUAGGCGAUAUCAAUGCAGCUGAGUGUAAUAAAUCUUUCUAUAUCUAAAUUAGUGACAUGUACAAGUUCUUUUAACCAUUUAAUAUGACAGAUGGUGGUCUGUAAUUUUUUUUCCUUUUCUGAAAAAGGCCGUUUUUCAGCAAACUCGUUUUGCAUUGUUUCAUGGAGUCUUAACAUGAUGGCCAUCCUUUCCUUUAAUGUAGUUCCACAAGGGUAUUCAUAUCAGGUUUAUGUGAAAAAAAGAAAAAAAAAAUAUAUUUUUGUGUAUAUACACUUAUUGCUCCCUUAAGCUAUUCUAUACACUAACUUUCUUCUUAUGAGCAACAGAGAUACUGCAUUUUAAGCAGUAAGGUAAGAUGGCAUUAUUGUUAAGUAAUAUUGUCAGCAUGCUACGUAACAAUAUUAUUCAAUCAUUUGGGUGUACCUACCAAGGCAGCUUAUGGUAACAUUAAGAAUGACCAGGUGGAAAUCUUUAAAAGGAUUUCAUCAUGUUUUUUAUUAUAAAAAGAAGACACUGAAGUAUACAGACUGAGCGUAAAGCGUACCGUGUUAGCAAGGCAUCCAGAUCUGCCUUCCUUAACCUCUCAUUUGUGUGCUGGUGUGCUUCAAGAUCUGUUUAAUAUGCCCUCAAACCCAAAGAAAAAGGAACCACCAUGCACUGAAGUGAAAAAGCUAUGAAUCUGAGCAUGGUGAUGAAUCUCCGAGAAAGCAACGAGAACAUAAUGGAUUCAAGGUGCUGAGGGCAGUAACCUGUGCUGUGAUGAUUGUGAUAACCACACCUUCAUUCAUCAUGCUUUCAACCAUUUGGAAAAAUAAUCUUGUUUGAACACUUCUAACAUACUUCAUAGGCUCCUUUUGAAACCAUGAAAGCAUGAAACCAUGUGCUACAUGCCAUAGCAAUGUUUCUACUAACGUAUUCUUGUAAACAUAAAGGUAUAAUGAACGAAUAUUGAACAGGCUAAAGUGAGAAAAAGUGGAAGCUAAUGUUUACUAUAAUAAUUAAUACUUGAGCUUUUGUAGCAUUGUUGGUUACAGUGUUUUAAUAACUUGUGUAGGUCACCUUUGGAUUGUGUGUUACCUAUUCUCCUUUGUGGCAUCAUGCUUGUAGCAGCUUGUUCCUGGAUACUGCUCCUGCUUUCCAUGCUGUCAUUUUGGAAAAUAAACCUUUAUAAUGAUGUCA
Messenger RNA from Rhipicephalus microplus (southern cattle tick), 7952 nucleotides. RefSeq names its product pyruvate dehydrogenase phosphatase regulatory subunit, mitochondrial. The record is from RefSeq and is a predicted model, not a curated record. Gene Ontology annotation, cellular component: mitochondrial matrix; mitochondrion; cytoplasm. NCBI's taxonomy places the organism in Eukaryota, Metazoa, Arthropoda, Arachnida, Ixodida, Ixodidae. Gene Ontology annotation, molecular function: protein binding.